Messenger RNA from Trichobilharzia szidati, 997 nucleotides. NCBI's taxonomy places the organism in Eukaryota, Metazoa, Platyhelminthes, Trematoda, Strigeidida, Schistosomatidae. The record is from the annotation of a GenBank genome assembly.
GAAGGUUAGGGUUAACGGUGUACUAUCAGGGUGGAAAGCAGUAUCCAGUGGAGUGCCCCAGGGAACUGUAUUAGGCCCCUUGCUAUUCCUAUUAUACGUUAAUGAGCUACCAGGGAUUCUUACUUCAUCUUCAUUGUUAUUUGCAGAUGACAUUAAGAUAUGGAAAACUGUAAACAAUAGCGAGGACAGGUCGGCCCUACAAACUGAUCUAGAUAAAUUAGCGGAGUGGUCGAACCUGUGGAGUUUGAAAAUGAAUUCUAGGAAAAGCGCAGUAAUGCACUUAGGUCAGAAGUCUUAUACGUCGUACUCCCUAGGGGACACAGAACUACCUGAUGUUAACGAACAGAAGGACCUAGGAAUCAUUGUCAGCAAUGAUUUGAAAACAACUGCAAACUGCAAUGCAGCCGCAGCUAAGGCUUUUCGAAUGCUAUGGGCACUCCGUAGGGCUUUCAAACGAUUAGAUGAGGGCAUGUUCCAAAUACUCUACGCAACAUAUGUUAGGCCUCAUCUAGAAUACUGCGUACAAGCGGCGGGUCCAUGCUUCAAAAAGGAGGCAUAUAUCCUGGAAAGAGUACAGAGAGUAGGAACGAAACUAGUUAGUGGUAUAUCACACCUUCCUUAUGAUAAGAGGAUGGAGCAUCUAAAUCUCUUUCCGUUAUCAUACCGAAGGAAGAGAGGCGACCUAAUUUUGGCUUACCGUAUACUUAAGGGUGAUUUAGGAACUGACCUUUCUAAACUUUUCUCUCCUUCUAGGAUACAUUUACGGGGUCACCGCAAAAAGGUGCUCAAACCGAGGACGAUUAAAAUACGUGCAGAAUUUAGAUUCUCUCAUAGAGUGGUCAACGACUGGAACUCCUUACCUGAUUCAGUAGUAACAGCUCCAUCGGUGAACGCUUUCAAAGAGAAGUUAGAUCUCUGCAGAGAUAUAUUUUGCAAGGAUUAACACAGGCCACAAGAGCCUUCUAUCCUUAUCAACUGAAUCUGAAUCUGAAUCUGA